AUGGACAAGAACGCGCAUCCCUAUCUCCAUCCCCCGCCAAUGUUCCCCGUCUCCGUCUCCGUCCACGUCCCCGUCUCUCCGUCUGCCGCGACUUCGGCUCUCUGGCAAGCGGCGCAGGCUUUGGGUUCCAUUGGAGCGCCUGCGAGUGCGAGUGCCAGUGCCGGUGCCAGUGCCAGUGCCAAUGCCGCCGAAGCCAACGACAAUUGGAACCUGACGCUGGAUGCUACAGCGUCACACUCAGCCACCGAUUCCUUUUCUCGCCCACCGCUGCCCAAUCCGGUGCCCUCGUCUGGUUCAGGCACAAGCUUGGGCACAGGCUACAAUCCGUACGGCUACAGAGACUCCAGCAGGUCACCACAACCGCAGCAGCGCCACUACCAACACCAACAACAGACUCCUUCCAUAUCAAUCUCCUCCUCUCCAACCUCGUCUUCUGCCCAAUUCCACGUCGCCCAAAGAGCCGCACCAGCGACCGCGACUGCGACCGCGACUUCGCCUCCGCCUGCGAUCUCGACGACCGGGCCCCCCACGCCCAAGAGACACGCCGUCGCCAAUUUCUACUACGAAGACGACGCCGAACAUCUCAAUUACCAGGACCGCGGCGGUCUCAACAUCGUCACCCCUCCUACAGCUGCCGCUUCCGCUUCCGCUGCCGACUCCGCUUCCUCCCGCUCCCUCCACGUCCAACCUCAUCAUUCUCACUCCCACACCUACUCGCACACUAUCUCGCAUUCGCCGUCUUCUUCAUCCUACUCCUCCUACUCCCCCCAACGCAGUCAUUCUCGCUCCCAAUCCUAUCAGCAGCAGCAGCAGCAGCAGCAGCAGCAGCGUGCUUCCGUCCCCGCCGCGCUGCUUCCGGUCCAUGGCCAGCAGCAAAACCACCACCACUAUUAUCUCGACUCGGCCUCUUCGCUACCCGCCCGCUCCACUGCGACUGAGACAUCAGGGCCGCCGGGCCUUUCCCCCUCCGUCGACCUCUCCUCGUCCUCGUACGCGCUCUCGUUAGACGCCGCGGCCAUGAACCAGCAACCGCAGCCUCCACAACAACAGCAGCAGCCGCAGCCGCAAUCGCAGCAGCAAUCCCCUGCUCAGCAGCAGUUCUCCCCUCAAGCUGCCCCGCGUCGAACAGCCACCUACGGCUCCCAGCACGACGAACUGCACAUGCCUGCUGGCAUGAUCCAGCACACCCAGCUGUCACCCCGCGAAUAUUCGUCCUCUGCUGCCCCUGCCGCCCCCCAGAUCAAGCUGGACCAGGCCUCUCCGAACGCCCCUCAGUUCCAGAAUACUUCGUCGGUGCCCAACGUCCUGCAGCCCGGCGGACCAGGUGGUCGUCCCCCCGCCAUCGCCGCAAACACGGCCCCGACGCUGUCCACCAUGCAGUCUUCCAUGCCUCAGCCGUCCCAGGACUACCAGACCCCUUCGAAGCCCAGCUUGAACAUGUCUCACAGCUACUCCCGCUCCUCCCCCGCCGCCGGCUACGAAGGCGCCGCGACUUUUGCGCCCUACACCCCCACGACCCCGAGCGGAUCCUCCUCUCAAUUCAUGUCGCCGCCAGAUCAAAAGUACAAUGCUCCCGGCUCUCAGCGAAACAUCUCCAACACUCCCCUAGGCCUCGCCGAUAUUCGCCCUCGCGCCGACUCCGGCAUGUCAGAUGGCGUGCCGGGCAGCGCCGCCUACGACCUCGCCAAUGCCCAGCCUGGCACGAGUAAUUACCUUGCCCCGUGGGCUCUCUACGCCUUUGACUGGUGCAAGUGGCCUCCCCAGGGCAACGGGGCAGGCAAGCUCGCUGUUGGAAGCUACCUGGAGGACGGUCACAAUUUUAUUCAAAUUCUCGAUACCCAGAUGGUGCCGACCCCCAACGAUGUUUAUCAGCCCGGGACGCCCAAGUUCAAUCUCGAAUUCUCAAAGGUCGCCGAAGCUACACAUUCAUACCCCGUAACUCGUCUGCUCUGGGAACCACCCUCUUCGCAGAAGCAGUCGACCGACCUUCUCGCAACAUCAGGAGAUCACCUCCGCCUGUGGUCUCUGCCCUCGGAGAGCCCCGUCUCGCAGAGCAACUCGAUCAACCGACAGGGUAGGGAUCCUGGCGUCACAAAGCUGACACCCCUGGCCCUGCUGUCCAACUCAAAGACGCCCGAUCAUACAGCGCCGCUUACCUCUCUGGAUUGGAACACCGUUUCUCCCAGUCUGAUCAUCACAUCCAGUAUAGAUACCACCUGCACGAUUUGGGAUAUUCCAUCCUUGACGGCAAAGACGCAAUUGAUCGCCCACGACAAGGAGGUGUACGACGUGCGCUUUUGCGCCAACAGCGUGGACGUUUUCGUAAGCUGCGGGCAGGAUGGUAGCGUCCGCAUGUUCGACUUGCGCAGUCUCGAACACAGCACUAUUAUUUACGAGCCCACAGGCAAGGAUGAAAGAGUUGACCCCAACGGUGGGCGAAUCAGCCCCACGCUCGCGCAGCAGACCAUGUCCAACCCUCCCCCUCUCCUGAGAUUAGCGACGUCGCCUCACGACACCCACUUGCUGGCCACCUUUGCGCAAGACUCUAACGUCAUCCGCAUACUUGACGUGCGGCAUCCGGGCCAAGCGCUGUUGGAACUUCGGGGCCACGGUGGUGCGCUCAACAGCAUCGAGUGGUCACCAUCGAAACGCGGCGUACUGGCUUCCGGAGGAGACGACUGCCAAGUUCUGCUGUGGGACGUUUACAACAACAACCACGCGCUCGGUGGAGGUCCCUCCGCCAACGGCGCUGGCCAGCCCGACAGCACACGAAGCCCAUUCGCCAGUUGGCAAUGCGACUACGAGGUCGGAAACCUUGCAUGGGUCCCGCAUCUCUCCAGCGAUCAAGGAGAGUGGCUGGGUGUGAGUGCUGGCAGGGGCCUCUGGGGUGUUAAGACAUGCGGGCGGUCUGUCUGA
Messenger RNA from Colletotrichum karsti, 2916 nucleotides. RefSeq lists its product as uncharacterized. The record is from RefSeq and is a predicted model, not a curated record. NCBI's taxonomy places the organism in Eukaryota, Fungi, Ascomycota, Sordariomycetes, Glomerellales, Glomerellaceae. The transcript has 4 exons. Gene Ontology annotation, cellular component: nucleus. Gene Ontology annotation, molecular function: protein binding. The coding region runs from base 1 to 2916 and encodes 971 amino acids.